UCUACUGCACGAUGGUCGCGCAAGAAUGUGAUAGAGACUCGACGGCCGCCAUUUUCUUUCUUUCUUAGCAGUUGGCUGAGAGGUCUUCAAAGAAGCGGCAGCGGCUACUGUAGUGUAGCCAUGGCGGACUAUUCAACGGUGCCUCCACCCUCUUCUGGCUCGGCUGGUGGCGGUGGUGGGGGCGGCGGUGGUGGAGGAGUUAACGAUGCUUUCAAAGAUGCGCUGCAGAGAGCCCGGCAGAUUGCAGCAAAAAUUGGAGGUGAUGCUGGUACAUCACUGAAUUCAAAUGAUUAUGGUUAUGGAGGACAAAAAAGACCCUUAGAAGAUGGAGAUGGCUCUUGGACAAGUCCGAGCAGUACAACACACUGGGAGGGAAUGCCCUCUCCUUUUAAAGAUCAACCAGAUGCUAAGAAAGUUGCUCCUCAGAAUGACUCUUUUGGAACGCAGUUACCACCCAUGCAUCAGCAGCAAAGCAGGUCUGUAAUGACAGAAGAAUACAAAGUUCCAGAUGGAAUGGUUGGCUUUAUAAUUGGCAGAGGAGGUGAACAAAUCUCACGCAUACAACAAGAAUCUGGAUGCAAAAUACAGAUAGCUCCUGAUAGUGGUGGCCUACCAGAAAGGUCUUGUAUGUUAACUGGAACACCUGAAUCUGUCCAAUCAGCAAAGCGAUUAUUGGACCAGAUUGUCGAAAAAGGAAGACCAGCCCCUGGCUUUCAUCAUGGUGAUGGACCAGGAAAUGCUGUUCAGGAAAUCAUGAUUCCAGCUAGCAAGGCAGGAUUAGUUAUUGGAAAGGGUGGAGAGACUAUUAAACAACUCCAGGAACGAGCUGGAGUUAAAAUGGUUAUGAUUCAAGAUGGACCUCAGAACACUGGUGCUGACAAACCCCUUAGGAUUACAGGAGACCCAUACAAAGUUCAACAAGCCAAGGAAAUGGUGUUAGAGUUAAUUCGUGAUCAAGGUGGUUUCAGAGAAGUUCGAAAUGAAUAUGGGUCAAGAAUAGGAGGAAAUGAAGGCAUAGAUGUCCCCAUUCCAAGAUUUGCUGUUGGCAUUGUAAUAGGAAGAAAUGGAGAGAUGAUCAAAAAAAUACAAAAUGAUGCUGGUGUUCGAAUUCAGUUUAAGCCUGAUGAUGGAACGACGCCUGAUAGAAUAGCACAAAUAACAGGACCUCCAGACCGAUGUCAACAUGCUGCAGAAAUUAUUACAGACCUUCUUCGAAGUGUUCAGGCUGGUAAUCCUGGUGGACCUGGACCUGGUGGUCGAGGAAGAGGGAGAGGACAAGGCAACUGGAACAUGGGACCACCUGGUGGACUACAGGAAUUUAAUUUCAUUGUGCCAACUGGGAAAACUGGAUUAAUAAUAGGAAAAGGAGGUGAGACUAUAAAAAGCAUAAGCCAACAGUCUGGAGCAAGAAUAGAACUUCAGAGAAAUCCUCCACCUAAUGCAGAUCCCAAUAUGAAGUUAUUUACAAUUCGUGGCACUCCACAACAAAUAGACUAUGCUCGGCAACUCAUAGAAGAAAAGAUUGGUGGUCCAGUAAAUCCUUUAGGGCCACCUGUACCCCAUGGACCCCAUGGUGUCCCAGGCCCCCAUGGGCCUCCUGGGCCUCCAGGCCCUGGAACCCCAAUGGGACCAUAUAAUCCUGCACCUUAUAAUCCAGGACCACCUGGCCCAGCUCCUCAUGGUCCUCCAGCUCCAUAUGCUCCCCAGGGGUGGGGGAAUGCAUAUCCACACUGGCAGCAACAGGCUCCUCCUGAUCCAGCUAAGGCAGGAACGGAUCCAAAUUCAGCAGCUUGGGCUGCUUAUUAUGCUCACUAUUAUCAACAGCAAGCACAGCCACCACCUGCAGCUCCUGCAGGUGCACCAACUACAACCCAAACUAAUGGACAAGGAGAUCAGCAGAAUCCAGCUCCAGCUGGACAGGUUGAUUAUACAAAGGCUUGGGAAGAGUACUACAAAAAAAUGGGUCAACAAGGGCAGACACAAGAUUAUUCAAAGGCUUGGGAGGAAUAUUACAAGAAGCAAGGUCAAGCAGUUCCUGCUCCUACUGGUGCUCCACCAGGUGGACAGCCAGAUUAUAGUGCAGCCUGGGCUGAGUACUAUAGACAACAAGCAGCUUAUUAUGCCCAGACAAGUCCCCAGGGAAUGCCACAGCAUCCUCCAGCACCUCAGUGCCUUCCCAGACCUUCCACCUUAGGUUCUGCUGCAAAAGCAACAGGUAAGCACAACCUAAGGACAUAUAUAAAUAAAUAUUUCAGUACAUUAAUGUUGUCCCUGUGAGGUUUUUGUGGUUGUGUAUUCAGAAGCAAUCUGCCACUGCUUCCCCAAAAUGUAUUUUGUUAUUUAUGCUACCAUUUUAAUGGAAAGUCUGUAAGUUGUUCAAGCAACUGUUUACAUUUCUGGGUAAUGUUUUUUAUUUUAAUUUUUUUUUCGUAAAACAAAGUGAUGAGUAGAUUGCUGCUAUAAUUGAGCUGCAUCCAAAUCUUUUUGUAUUUUUUCCCCAAAUAUAGAAGUGUUAUAACUGAAAAAGGACAGUUACGUAGUUUUCAAGGUGUAGGAAAUCACUUGGUCAGAAACUUCAACAGCCUUCACAAUCUGUUUAUAUGAAUGACAGGACAUUUUCUUUGCCCUCCAAAGCUAUGAUUUCUUUAUUUUUUUCUUACUUUUGACUGUAGUAAUUCAGUAAGGUUAUUGUGGGUCAGUUUUAUUAUGAUUUUUAUCUUAGACAACUCAGUUUUCAUAACUUUUAUAUAUGCUGAAAAAAAAUAAGGAAUACUAGCAGUAUGUUUUGAUGAAGGCAUGUGCAUCAGUGAAAUGUUAACUGUAUAGCAAAUAACCUUUCAUAAUCUGUAGCAACCAAUAUUUUUCUGAUUUAUAAUAUUUUAAUAACUGACGCUGCAUUUUAUUUUAUUUUUUUUUUUUUGCCAGUUUAAAAUGUUUGUGUGUUCUUAUAGAUGAUUUUAACUGGUACAUAUUUUGAGUUAAGAUGAAUGUAUUGAAGCAGCAUCAUAUCAGUCUUGUUUAUAAGAUUUCUAAAAUGUGCUGAUCCUUUUAAAACUCCUGCUUAUCUCUACAACAAAGAAAAAUAUUCAAAAAUACUGCCUUCAUUUUCACACACAGUGCUGAAGAUGCUGCAAGCACCAAAUCAUAGCUCAUAAAAUCAGGUCCUGAGAUAGUUAACCAUAAAGAGGAAUCCUUUGAGUGUAUGCCAUUGGUGAGCCGAUGAGCAUGGACCAUAGAAGGGCUCAAUGUAGAAGGUAAAAUUGGCACAUCAUAAUUGAGAAAUAUGAAAUGUAUUCCCAUACAUAAUAUGGUAUAGGGUAUAAUGUACCUGCUUUUGAUCACUUUUCAUUUUAAAGUGCUAUUCACUGAAUCUUAAAUGUUCCAUGAACUGUUAAAUUUCUUAAGUUGUGUAGUUACUGCACCACAUUUAAGUGUAUAUGUGUUUUUAAUAGUCAAUGCUAGGUAUGUUAAGAUUUGAUGAUAGAAAGGGGCUCUUGGAAACUUAAGAGCCUGUCAAGUUUUGGGUAGUUGUAGUUUUCAUUUUUAUAAAAGAAUAUAUAGAUGAAUGCUAAUAGAUACUGGGACAUUGUUUCUAUCUCAUGAGAAAAUUUUUUAUUCAUUACCGUAAGCCUUCACUGAUAUAUAAGCAUUUUUUUUUAAUGAUGCUAGCCUUAACCUUGAAACAAAUGGAAAGCAGAAAAGGUGAGCCAGUUGAUUUGAAUGCAUUGGAUGUUAGGAAACAAUGUUUAGUUUAGAUUGAUUUAUUUAGCACUUAAAAAAAUUUUGACAGUAUGUUUCAGUUUUUAAAGACAUCUUAGUGUGGUGAUAGAGUUCUGUGGGUUAAUGUUUCUUUUUGAAGUGAGAAGUACAGUUUUAUUUUAUAAUUAAUGAAAAUGGUUUUAAUACUAAAAUUAGUCAUUUGAUACUAGUUUAUAAAAAUUGUAAAAUUUAUCCUUAACAUCUUAUUAAUUCAUAAAGAUGGAUUUGAGUAGGAAUAGCAGAGUACCUUCAGAGAGGAAUAAGAAUGUAUUCAGAAGUGAUAACAUUUCAUUUGUUUGAAAACUCUGCCAGUAGAACCAGUUCUGCUUAGAAAGUUAUGUUGUCUAGAAUAAUGGUGUAGAAUUUACUAAUCAGUGAGAAUGUCUUGUUUUCUACAAAUUUUGACUCUUGAAAAUAACCUGAGUUUUUGUUUAGUUAGUCACUUGUUUUUUCUUGGCACAAUAUAAACUUUUGAGGGAUUUUUAAAUUGGUGCUUUUAAGAAGCAAAUAAAUCCAAGGGUUUUAAUUUCAUCAGUGAUACCCCUAAAAAACUUAAAUGUACUUGCACAUAUAUAUAUAUAUUUUUUCUUAUGCAUGCUGAAUGCAUUUUCGUCCUGAGAAAAGUGUUCUCUGCAGAAACUACCCGUGUGUAAAAAGAAGAUUGGCUUAAAAUGGCUACUGUGAUGGGAACAGUGUCUUAGGGAGAUGCAGCUUGGACUUGAGGUAAAUUGAAUACUUUACAACCUGUGGUUUAGAGUUUGCUUUAAUGACAUUGUAUGUAAAAAGACACAUGAUUGCUGUAAUUUUGUAUUCAUUAUGGUUUCCUCAAUAAAAAAAAAAUAAAAAUGUACAUUGAUGAACAUUAC
Molecule: messenger RNA, 4625 nt
Organism: Lepus europaeus (European hare)
Lineage: Eukaryota; Metazoa; Chordata; Mammalia; Lagomorpha; Leporidae
Gene: FUBP1
Product: far upstream element binding protein 1
Exons: 22
Coding region: 121-2277 (718 amino acids)
Biological process (GO): regulation of DNA-templated transcription
Cellular component (GO): cytoplasm; nucleus
Molecular function (GO): mRNA binding
Source: RefSeq, a predicted model, not a curated record